AUGCAUUUCCUUAAUCCAAGAUCACAAGCACCUCACAGCCAGCCCAAGCAUAAAGUCCAGUCCCAGGCCUUCAGCAACCAGCCCAGGCCAGAGUCCCAGAAACCCAUCUACAAGCAGAAUCCUCAGCCUGAGGGGUUCAGUACCCAGCAGAGGCUUCAGUCCCAGAAGGCUGAGCCCUAUGUACAAGGGCUCAGUGCAUUUGGCCCUGGAAGUCAACAAAGACCUGAGACCCAGAGGCACAGCUAUCAGCACAAGCCUGACAUUCACAAAUCCAACCACCAGCCGAAACCUCAGCUUCAGGGAUCUGACUUUCAAGCACCCAGCUAUGAAACAAGACCCAGGCCCCAAGGACACAGCUUCAAACAGAGAUCUGAGCCCCAGACACUGAACCACCAAUCAUGGCCCCAAUCCAGGAGGCCAGAGCCCCAAGCCCCCACUGACCGGCUGAAACCUCAGCUACAGAGGCCAGAGGCCCAAGCGCCCAGUUAUCGGUUGAGAUCUCAGCGCCAGAGGCCUGAGCUCCAAGCGCCCAGCUAUCGGUUGAGGCCUCAGCCCCAGAGGCCAGAGCUUCAAGUGCCCAACUAUCCACUGAGACCUCAGUCCCAGAGGCCAGAGCCCCAAGCGCCCAGCUACCUAUUGAGGCCUCAAUCCCAAAGGCCAGAGCCCCAAGUGCCCAGCUACCUGUUGAGGCCUCAGUCCCAAAGGCCAGAGCCCCAAGUGCCCAGUUACACACCAAAGCCUCAGCCCCAGAGGCCAGUGCCUCAGGCACCCAAAUACCCGUUGAGACCUCAGCCUCAGAGGCCAGAGCCCCAAGCGCCCAGCUUCCCGUUGAGAUCUCAGCCUCAGAGGCCAGAGCCCCAAGCGCCCAGCUUCCCGUUGAGGCCUCAGCCCCAGAAGCUAGAAUCCCAAGUGCCUAGCUACCCACUGAAGCCUCAGUCCCAGAGGCCAGAGCCCCAAGCGCCCAACUACCCAUUGAGGCCUCAGUCCCAGAGGCCAGAGCCCCAAGCGCCCAGCUUCCCAUUGAGGCCUCAGCCCAAAGCACCCGAGUACCAACUGAACCCUCAAUCCCAGAGGCCAGAGCCCCAAGCGCCCAACUACCCAUUGAGGCCUCAGUCCCAGAGGCCAGAGCCCCAAGUGCCCAACUACCCAUUGAGGCCUCAGCCCCAGAAGCUAGAAUCCCAAGUGCCUAGCUACCCACUGAAGCCUCAGCCCCAGAGGCCAGAGCCCCAAGCGCCCAACUACCCAUUGAGGCCUCAGCCCCAGAGGCCAGAGCCCCAAGUGCCCAACUACCCAUUGAGGCCUCAGUCCCAGAGGCCAGAGCCCCAAGCGCCCAACUACCUGUUGAGGCCUCAGUCCCAGAGGCCAGAGCCCCAAGUGCCCAACUACCCAUUGAGGCCUCAGUCCCAGAGGCCAGAGCCCCAAGUGCCUAGCUACCCACUGAAGCCUCAGCCCCAGAGGCCAGAGCCCCAAGCGCCCAACUACCCAUUGAGGCCUCAGCCCCAGAGGCUAGAGCCCCAAGCGCCCAACUACCCAUUGAGGCCUCAGUCCCAGAGGCCAGAGCCCCAAGCCCCCAACUACCCAUUGAGGCCUCAGUCCCAGAGGCCAGAGCCCCAAGUGCCCAACUACCCAUUGAGGCCUCAGUCCCAGAGGCCAGAGCCCCAAGUGCCUAGCUACCCACUGAAGCCUCAGCCCCAGAGGCCAGAGCCCCAAGCGCCCAACUACCCAUUGAGGCCUCAGCCCCAGAGGCCAGAGCCCCAAGCGCCCAACUACCCAUUGAGGCCUCAGUCCCAGAGGCCAGAGCCCCAAGUGCCCAACUACCCAUUGAGGCCUCAGUCCCAGAGGCCAGAGCCCCAAGUGCCCAACUACCCGUUGAGGCCUCAGUCCCAGAGGCCAGAGCCCCAAGUGCCCAACUACCCGUUGAGGCCUCAGUCCCAGAGGCCAGAGCCCCAAGCGCCCAGCUUCCAAUUGAGGCCUCAGCCCAAAGCACCCAAGUACCAACUGAACCCUCAGUCCCAGAGGCCAGAGCUCCAGGCUCCUAACUAUCAGCUGAGACCCCAAUCCCAGAGAGCUGAGCCCGAUGUGCCCAAGUACCAACUGAAAUCUCAAUCCCAGAGGCCUGAACCCCAAGUGCCCAACCAUGAGUUUAAACCUCAAUCCCAGAACCCUGGGUUUCAGGGGCCCAACUACCAGAGGCCCCAAACGCUUGAGCCACAAGGGCCCAACUACCAGUUGAGUCCCCAGUCCCAGAAGCCUGAACCCCAAGCGCCAAACCGUCAGCUGAAAACUCAAUUCCAGAGACCUGAGCCCCAAGAGCCCAACUACCAGAGGCCCCAAGUGCCCAACCACCAGCUGAAACCUCAAUCCCAGAACCCUGGGUUCCAAGGGCCCAACUACCAGUUGAGUCCCCAAUCCCAGAAGCCUGAGCCCCAAGGGCCUAACUACCCACUGGAGCCCCAGCGGCUUAAGCCCCAAAGGCACAGUUACCAGCAAAAAUAUGUGUCUCAAAUGGUGAAUUACCAGCCAACGGCUCAGUCCCAGAGGCUUGAGCCCCAAGCACAUGGCUACCAACAGAAAGCCCACACUCAGGGUCCCGACUAUCUGCAAAGGCCUGAACCCCAGGGACUUGGCUACCAGCAGACCUCCCAGCCUCAGAAGCCUCAGCCCCAAGUGCCUAGUCACCAGCUGAGGCCUCGAUCCCUAAGGCCCCUGGGCCAAUCACCAAGCCAGCAGCAGAAGCCCAAGCCCAUAGCAACCCAAUAUGAGGUGGGAAGUCCUCCCCAGGGGCCCAGCGGCCUACAGAGACCUCACCUCUUGGCACAACCCUACCAGCCUGAUGUCAGGUCGAAGUCUCCUGGUCUUUCCCAGGAUGAAGGUGUAGUGAAGGAGGACUUUGAGGUGAGUUACAAUCCCAAGAUUUAA
Messenger RNA from Cololabis saira (Pacific saury), 2919 nucleotides. RefSeq lists its product as uncharacterized. The transcript has a single exon. The coding region runs from base 1 to 2919 and encodes 972 amino acids. Lineage: Eukaryota; Metazoa; Chordata; Actinopteri; Beloniformes; Belonidae. The record is from RefSeq and is a predicted model, not a curated record.